AUGGGCUACACGGAUCUCGAUUGGAAGGCCAUCAACACCGUCCGGCUGCUGGCGGUCGAUGCCACUCUCAAGGCGAACAGCGGCCAUCCGGGAGCUCCCAUGGGGCUUGCUCCUGUCUCGCAUGUCCUGUUCAACAAAUUCAUGACCUUCAAUCCGAAAAACCCCGACUUCAUCAACCGCGAUCGAUUUGUUCUAUCGAACGGACAUGGUUGCAUGCUUCAAUAUGCCCUCCUCCACCUGUUCGGCUAUGGCGUCUCGCUGGACGAUCUCAAAAACUUCCGACAACUCGACAGCAUUACUCCGGGCCAUCCUGAGGCUCACGACACACCCGGAAUCGAGGUGACUACCGGACCUUUGGGCCAAGGUUUUUCCAAUGCAGUUGGUUUGGCCAUUGCCCAAGCCCACACCGGAGCCGUCUUCAACAAGCCAGGGUAUGAGCUUAUUAAUAACUACACCUACACAAUCUUCGGCGAUGGCUGCGCCAUGGAGGGUAUUGCGAGCGAAGCUGCUUCCACUGCUGGACAUUUGCAGCUGGGAAAUUUGAUUGCCAUCUACGAUGACAAUCACAUUUCCAUCGAUGGCGACACCAAAUGCGCCUUCACCGAGGAUGUCUCAAAGAGAUUUGAGGCCUAUGGCUGGCAUGUGCAGCACGUUGCAGAUGGUGACCACGACCUCGAGGGCAUUGAAGCUGCCAUCGCCAAGGCCAAAGAAGUCAAGGACAAGCCAUCCAUGAUCAAGGUGACAACCACCAUUGGCUUUGGUUCCAAGCUUCAAGGCACUGGCGGUGUGCACGGCAACCCUCUCAAGGCCGACGAUGCCAAGCAAGUCAAGGCCAAGUUUGGUUUCAACCCUGAAGAGUCGUUCGUUGUGCCACAGGAAGUCUACGAUCUUUAUAACAAGCAUGCUGCCGAGGGUGCCGCUGCCGAGCAAGCCUGGAACGACCUUUUCAAGAAGUACAGCAGCGAGUACAAGGAUUUGGCUGCUGACUUGACCCGUCGUAUCUCCAAGAAACUUCCCGAAGGCUGGGAGAAGAAGUUGCCCGUGUACAAGCCAUCCGAUCCCGCGGUUGCUUCACGAAAGCUUUCUGAGAAGGUGCUGGAGGAUAUCCACGAGGCCAUUCCUGAGCUCUUGUCCGGCUCUGCCGAUUUGACCGGGAGCAACAAUACUCGAUGGAAGAACGCCGUUGAUUUCCAGCCCCCGUCCCUCGGCAUUGGCGACUGGUCUGGACGCUACCUCCGAUACGGUGUUCGAGAACACGCGAUGGCGGCUAUCAUGAACGGCAUCUCCGCCUAUGGCACUCUGAUCCCGGCUGGAGGCACUUUCUUGAACUUUGUGUCAUACGCCGCGGGUGCCGUCCGUCUCUCAUCCCUUUCGCACCAGCGAGUUAUCUACGUCGCCACCCACGACUCGAUUGGUCUUGGUGAGGACGGUCCCACCCAUCAACCGAUUGAGACUUUGGUUCAUUUCCGAGCCCUUCCCAAUAUGAUGGUCUGGCGACCUGCCGAUGGCAACGAGACCUCUGCGGCGUAUUACAUGGCACUCACAUCCACCGGCACGCCCUCCAUCCUGGCCUUGACCCGACAAAACUUGCCUCAACUCGAGAACUCGACGAUAGAGAAGGCAAUCAAGGGUGGUUAUGUUGCGUACGAGGUGGACAAUGCUGAUAUCACCUUGGUGUCUACGGGAUCAGAAGUUUCGCUUUGCAUCGAGACUGUCAAGGUGCUGAAGGAUCAACAUGGCAUCACUGCACGAGUUGUCUCAAUGCCGUGCACGGAGGUCUUUGAUGCUCAGCCCAAGGAAUAUCAGCUCCAAGUCCUCCCCGAUGGCAUUCCAGCCUUGUCUGUCGAGGUCAUGUCUACACUCGGUUGGGAGAAGUACUCUCACGAGCAAUUCGGCCUCAACCGCUUUGGUGCUUCCGGCCCGUACAAGGAGGUACUCGUGCUCACUAACACUUGGCAGAAAUUCGAGUUCACUACUGAGGGCAUUGCCAAGCGUGCGAUCGCCACAGUCGACUUCUACAAGGGCCUCAAGCCUCGCUCACCGGUUAAUCGUGCCUUCCAACAACUCAUCUAA
Molecule: messenger RNA, 2073 nt
Organism: Capronia epimyces CBS 606.96
Lineage: Eukaryota; Fungi; Ascomycota; Eurotiomycetes; Chaetothyriales; Herpotrichiellaceae
Product: transketolase
Exons: 7
Coding region: 1-2073 (690 amino acids)
Biological process (GO): pentose-phosphate shunt
Cellular component (GO): cytosol
Molecular function (GO): transketolase activity
Source: RefSeq, a predicted model, not a curated record